Messenger RNA from Otolemur garnettii (small-eared galago), 5936 nucleotides. It is a transcript of the gene HNF4A, whose product is annotated as hepatocyte nuclear factor 4 alpha. Bases 1659 to 2807 code for a protein of 382 amino acids. The transcript has 10 exons. Gene Ontology annotation, molecular function: zinc ion binding; nuclear receptor activity; RNA polymerase II cis-regulatory region sequence-specific DNA binding. Lineage: Eukaryota; Metazoa; Chordata; Mammalia; Primates; Galagidae. The record is from RefSeq and is a predicted model, not a curated record. Gene Ontology annotation, biological process: cell differentiation; anatomical structure development; positive regulation of transcription by RNA polymerase II.
GCUCCCCAUUAUCAUUCAGGCCCCACAAGGGCUGAGCAGGCCCAGUGUAACUCCCAAGGUCACCCCUGCAGAUAAAGUCAGGAACAUAAACAGGAGGAAGGAACAUAAAUAAGAGGACAGCAACACACUCAACUAGAUGUCACAAGCCACCUGGCAGGAGGCAGCCUGAGGGGAGGCUCCACCCACAAGGGCCCAAGUCCUCCUGGCUUCCUUCCUAAUCAUUCUGCACUCUCCACCUUUCCUCCUGAGCCUGGUGGUCAGCAUCUCCCACAAUGCCUUGCUCUCUGGCCAGACUGUUCAAGUUUGAGUCCUGCCUCUUGUUUCUCAUUAGCUAUGUAAGUUUGGGCACAGGCCUCAACCUCUCUGUGCCUCUGGUCUGUAAAAUAGUGAUAAAAACAUUACCAGUCUCCCAGAAGGGCUGUGAGGACCAAUGAACGGACACACACAAAGCUCCUAAACAGCCGUGAUACAGUGGCCAUAAUGACCAAUGCACGUUUCUCUCCAUUUCGUCCUUGUGACAACUCAUGAUGUUAGGUAUUAUUGUUCCCAAUUUACAGGUGAAGAAACUGAGGCUCAGAAAGUCCAGACAGGGUUCUGCAUCUUUCUCCUGAUGUCCUGGAUAGGACAUGGCUGAGAUGGGUUAUAAUGUGGAGUCUCCAGUUCUCAGCUCAUGGUUGCUGGUCACACUCUAGGGCAGGGGGUGCAAGACUCAAGCCAAGUUGAAUUCUGACUUGGGCCUUCUCGGGGCUUCCGGGCACCUUUCUGUUUCUAGCUAGCUUGGGAGAGAGAGGAGCACGGCAGAGGAGGAAUUUUAUAGAGCCGUCUUGUUCACAGCUGUCCUUCAACACAUCACUCUGGUCCAGAGAGAGCCCACUAUUCCCAUUCUGGCUGGGGACCCUGGCUACCUGGGGUGACCUUCUGUGCUUGGACAAGUCACUUGCCCCGACCUCUAUCUCCCCAUCUAUACAAUGAGGGGGUGAGGCUGGACCGGGGGUUUCCAACUCCCAAAUGAAAUAUUAAGGAAGAUCACAUCUAAGAAUGAGUCUUUCAUUGAAACAGGGUCUGCGGACAAAUUCCCUUGGCCCCCAGGAGCCUCAGAACCCAGUUUAAAAAGGUCCAGCUUGUCUCUUAAAAGUUCUUCCGGCUGUGACACUGCAGGAUUCUAGCACCCCAAGCCCAAAGCUGCCGCCUCGCAUCCCUGUUUGGAAAGCUCUUCCUCAGAUGCCUUUAUCUCUCUUUGGUAACAGAGCAAAUUUGCUCAGGACCCAGUACAGGGGAACAAGCAGACUGUUGACUCUUGAGCAAAACCCCAGCCUUUGGAGAGCAGCAGCAGAGGCCGUGGGAUGUUCAUGGGGAGGCCAGUGGCCUCUUGCAUAACCCAGGAGGCCUCCUGCCCACCUAGGCCUUUUCAGGGUUAGGGGUGAGGCAAACCGCAAACUCAUGCCCAGUUAAUUUUUUAAGGCAAAAUCAACAGGCUCAGCAAUGAUUAGCAGGCAGACACAUCCCCGUCAGAAGGCGCCAGCCUCAACGCGCCCAACAGCCUGGUUGUCAGCGCCCUGUGCGCCAUCUGCGGGGACCGGGCCACGGGCAAACACUACGGUGCCUCGAGCUGUGACGGCUGCAAGGGCUUCUUCCGGAGGAGUGUGAGGAAGAACCACAUGUACUCCUGCAGAUUUAGCCGGCAGUGCGUGGUGGACAAAGACAAGAGGAACCAGUGCCGCUACUGCAGGCUCAAGAAGUGCUUCCGGGCUGGCAUGAAGAAGGAAGCUGUGCAAAAUGAACGGGACCGGAUCAGUACACGCAGAUCAAGCUAUGAGGACAGCAGCCUGCCCUCCAUCACUGCACUCCUGCAGGCGGAGGUCUUGUCCCAGCAGAUUAACUCCCCCAUUUCCGGGAUCAAUGGUGACAUUCGGGCGAAGAAGAUCGCCAGCAUUGCAGACGUGUGUGAGUCCAUGAAGGAGCAGCUGCUGGUGCUCGUUGAGUGGGCCAAGUACAUCCCUGCAUUCUGUGAGCUGCCCCUGGAUGACCAGGUGGCCCUGCUCAGAGCCCACGCCGGUGAGCACCUGCUACUUGGAGCCACCAAGCGAUCUAUGGUGUUCAAGGAUGUGCUGCUCCUAGGCAAUGACUACAUCGUCCCCCGGCACUGUCCGGAACUGGCAGAGAUGAGCCGGGUGUCCAUGCGUAUCCUUGACGAGCUGGUACUACCCUUCCAGGAGCUGCAGAUAGAUGACAAUGAGUACGCUUGUCUCAAAGCCAUCAUCUUCUUUGACCCAGAUGCCAAGGGGCUGAGCGACCCUGGUAAGAUCAAGCGGCUGCGCUCGCAGGUACAGGUAAGCUUGGAGGACUACAUCAACGACCGCCAGUACGACUCCCGCGGCCGCUUCGGGGAGCUCCUGCUGCUGCUGCCCACCCUGCAGAGCAUCACCUGGCAGAUGAUCGAGCAGAUCCAGUUCAUCAAGCUCUUUGGCAUGGCCAAGAUCGACAACCUGCUGCAGGAGAUGCUGCUGGGAGGGUCCUCCAGUGAUGCACCCCAUGCCCACCACCCCCUGCACCCUCACCUGAUGCAGGAACACAUGGGCACCAACGUCAUUGUUGCCAACACGAUGCCUGCUCACCUCAGCAAUGGACAGAUGUGUGAGUGGCCCCGACCCAGGGGGCAGGCAGCCACCCCUGAGACUCCACAGCCCUCACCACCAGGUGGCUCAGGAUCAGAGCCCUACAAGCUCCUGCCAGGAGCCAUUGCCACAAUCGUUAAGCCCUCUUCUGCCAUCCCCCAGCCAACCAUCACCAAGCAGGAAGUCAUCUAGCAAGCCGCUGGGGGUCAGGGGCUCUGCUGGCUCCCCCCAGCCCCUUCAGAGAGCACCUGGUGAUCACUUGGUCUCAGCAAAGGAAGGAGUGACACCAGGACCAGUCCCAGAGUGUUAAUAGAAAGGGCGAAGGGCCCAAGCACGUGGGCUGAGGGCCACAUCCCAUUGCCACCUUUGAUGCCCUGCUCUGGGAGAUACGGCUUUGACUUGGGGAGAUCUCAGCUGGAAAGUCCUCUGUUGCCUUGGACAAACUUAUGUUGAAGCCACUGCCUUCACCUUCAUCCAUAUGUACCCCCAAGAUCACCCCCGAAGGACAGCUGUCUAGAGAAAACACAGGGCCCUGCUUAAAUCCAGCUCCCUGUCCCUAGACUGGUGCUGCUUCUCUCCUAGUCCCAAUCAUGGUAUCCAUGCACAGAGCACCUCACUCCUCGCCCUUCUGCUGUCCCCACUGCCAACACCCCUCUCCCUCCGCUGUCACCCUCCUAGGCCAUCCUGUCUUCUUCAAAAGCCACCUCUCCAGAAGCUGGGGGAGGCUUGCAAACAAUCUCCCAAUCAUCCCCCACUGGGGCUGGGCAGAAUGCAGGAAACUUUAUUCCUCCCCCUUUUCUCAGGGACGUGGGUGGGUCUUCAGAAAUGGCCCCUUUAGGCUUUCAACCUAGAGAGCGAGCCAAGGUUGACAACCACAAUGGGAACUUGGAGGGAGGGCUGGCGUGGUCAGAGGAAGCAUCUGGGAAGAGGCAGAUUGUGCGCCAGGCCUUUGAGGAAGAGUGGGAUUCUGGCUGAUAGAGCAGGGGAGACAGGACGUUCCAAAGAACAGCCUGGACAAUGGCCUGGAGAGAGGAAGAAUGGCAUGGGAGAGAGAAGCACAGAGGGAGAGGGCCUGCAGGUAGGCAUGGGUCUGGAAUGCUGGGCUGAGGCCCUGAACUGGGGAAGGGUGCAGGGAGGCGAGCUUUCAGAGACAAAUACAGUGAGUGGAGCAGGGAGGUCAAGUGCGGUCGAUGACGUCAUGCAGGUGAGAGUGAUGUGGCUUGGAAAAGAUAAACCCUCAGAUUAGAGGGGCAUUAGGGAGGACCUACCCCCAGGGCCUGUCUCAAACUCUCCCUUACUCCCAGGCCCUAUCUUAAGGCAUUUGACCUGUGUCCUCUUAUUUUUAUCCUCCCUACUGUCUAGAGCAGUGGGUCUCGACCUUCCUCAUGCAGUUCCUCCUGUUGUGGUGACGCCCCCCACCAUAAAAUUAUUUUCGUUGCUACUUCAUAACUGUAAUUUUGCUACCGUUAUAAAUCGUAAAUAUCUGAUAUGCAGGAUGUUUUUAGGCGACCCCUGUGACAGGGUCGUUUGACCCCCAAAGGGAUUGCGACCCACAGGUUGAGAACCUCUGAUCUAGAGAUUGUUACAGAAGAUGAAGUUGAGUUCUAAGAGGUGAUGAGAUUUUUUUCUGACACUCGUGCAACUGAUAUGAGUGCCAAGUCAGGACUUGACCCUAGGCCUCCCCAGAUUAGGAGCUCGUAACCACAGUAGUUGAACAUCUUCUCCAAAAGGGCUCCUCUGUCCUCAUCGUGAUUGAACUAAGGGACUUCCUGACCCUUUCACCCACCUCAGAAAGGAAAGGCCCAUUGUUCCCAGGAGCCUGGCCAACUCUUGGGACUAAGAUUGGCCCAAGGCUGCACUAAAAUCCACUUAGGGUCCAGAAUCCCAUUUGCUGAUAAAUGUUAAGGAGAAUUCAUGAUUCUUGACCCUUUGUCUCUUUCGCUCCCCAAGUCUGGGGGGGGAGGUGGCAGGGGUCUGGUCAAGCCUGGGGGUGGAACAGUUUGAGAGUGGGGCAGGCUGUGAGGCCUACUCUGGGGAUUGACACUCAAGGUUCAUUGUGGACAUAUUAAACCCCAGGAUGGAGCAGCCAGCACCUCAUCCAUGCAGAAUCUUGGAAGCUUUGGGUAUAGUCUGGAAAAUGCCUUUGGCCAGUGGGAACAAAAGGGAUGUGUCCUUGGGAUGGAGGGAUGAGUAUGUAGGAGAGUGAACUAUUAGAUAGACUGACCACCUACCCUCCACCCAAGGCUGGCUCUUCUGAGCGGAUGGGAGCAGUAUCCCAGUGCCUAGAAAUUCCACCAUUGCUGAUUAUUUCUUUUUGCAAGAGUCACGGUAUGGACGCAUGGGCAGUGCAUCAGAGAGAAAGCUCCACAUCCUCAGCACUGUCAGGCUUGGCCCUCCCCAGUCCACCAAGCCAAGUUCCCAGUCCCAAGAGACACUGCUCCCUGCACAGAGCUCCCAAGCAUCCUUCAGCCACCUUACUCCAGGGCCCCAGAAUCCCUGCCAGCCACUGCAGAUACAGCAAGUCGUGGCAGCUGGGGUCUUUCCGGACACUGUGGUCAUCCUCAGUCUGUUCCUUCACCCCCAAGUGUGGCUCAGGCCUCUGUCAUGGGAGCUAUAUUGAAAUAAUAUCCCAUAGAAUGGAGUGGGGUACCGGUGGCCUUUAGUGGUAGCAAUCUUUUGCAGCAAAGGGUGGUCCUUUCCCCCAAUCCACCCUUCCUGGAGGAAAAAUCCGUCCUACUUUAAACAACUUUACUGCAAUUCAGGAAACAUGAAACAGAGAAAAGUUAACUUUUCUGAAUCGAAGCUUGACACAACAUCGGAAAAUCUUUUUCUCUUUUUAUCCCCCCUACCUGAGUUGUGGUCCUAAAACAAAAUCUGGUGGACCAAAACAGGGUCGCUAGGGGGCACGUGUGGGCACUAUAAUUCCUCCACCAACACAGGUCCUUCUUUGGGCAGCUCUCAGGAGCUUCUAGAAUCCCUAUGGCUCUCCUAGGAGUGGAUGGAGGAGGGAGAGAGUUGGAAAUGGAUGCUCUUCUAGUCCUGCAAUGACAAAUUCAACUGUCUCUGCCAAUUUUUCUGUGAUCCACCCUGAUUCAGAAGAAUUGUGAAAUUCUCAUCAAGCAAUUCGGGAAUUGGGCUGGGUCCCGUCAGAUGGGUCCCAGAUCCUCCGGUGGGUGUGAGUGUCAUUAGGUCCUGCGCUGACCUCCGAGAAUCCAUCACUGCCGCCCGAUGGGGCAAAGAACCAAAAACCAUUUCUUAUUCUUGUGUGUUUUAACGAAAGUUUAUAAAAACAAAAUAAAUGGCGGGUAUGUUUUCUAAGUA